AUGGUAAUAUGCCCACGCCGAGUAAACGGUACCGAGUACGUCUGGCAUCCUCGCCCAACUCCGGAUGGGAGCGGUCAAGUUAACACGUACGUCGGUGAAAAUGGCAAUUUGCGUUCAGCUGCUAUUUCGGAAAUAGUGGUUAGCGAAGCAACACGUUCAUUUUUUUGGGCAGAGUCGGACGGAUUGCAAACAAAUAUCCAUAUUGACCUAAGGGAUGACGAUAUAUAUGCUAUUACUGAAAACCGUUUGAUAUUCAUCUGCGGUCCUCGAGGUCUUAUUUUAAGCGAUGCCUUACAGCAUGAGAUUCACCAUUUUGGUGUUACUCAACCAUAUAAGCUUCCUUGGAGUCCAGCAACGGCAUUGACUCAAGUAAUAUCAAAAGUAGGGAAUGGGUUGGGUGUUUUUAUCAUUAAUAGGGGAUUUGAUCAUCUACCUCUCCAGGGUUGUGGCAGUCGCCCUUCACCACUCUUUGCUGUGGAUAAUGAGGUGCUUGUGGACCCUGUGACUGGUAUUCGUUCAUGUGUGGCGGAUUCAAUGUCUCAGUCCCGUAUAGGAUUUGUUUGCGAAGGUAAAGUAGAACCCGAAUAUUGCAUGAGAUCUCUCUUGUAUAACGAUGACGUUGUAACGGCCCCUGGGCCAUUUUCAUACUGGAGUUUUUAUAACAAUGAACCUUGGGUCGUGGCGAGGUAUUUUAACGAUUUAGCAGUACGUCCCUUCAAUGGCGAAUGCCGCUGCGUAAAUUCCGAAACGGGUCAGAUGAAGGCCAGAAUAGAGAUUCGUACCAAAACGGACUAUGUGUGCGACAUUUCCAGGACGAUCAACCGCAACCAUUUGAACAACAUACGUGGCCCUUGGUGUUCGUAUGUCCUCCAUCCGGGAAGCACCUUAACCAUAAGAUUUCCAACACAGGAUAUGAAUGAGAACUCCGACGGUCAUCUCUCGCAACUGCUGCCAAUUGAUCAAUUCGAAACUGAAUUCCUGCCGAAUGACUUGAAAACUCUGAGGCAACUGGCAAACGUCUAUAGCUUUGAUGUUUACGACGAAAUCCUCUACCAUGAAGCCCUUGCUGGCGAUGCCCUUGAGAUUGAUGUUUCACAAAUGUCCCGUGGAGUGGUAAAGCUGAAGUAUCAUUUGGACAAACCUCUCACAUCAAUAGGAGGUCACAAUUCGUUCUUGUAUCACUGGACAUUGAAAUCUAAGAAUGCACACGUUCCGCAUAUGAUACGCGCAAUAGUCAAUGUCUCUUUCGCGUUUACCCAUCACUAUCACAUAGUGGGGUGUGACCGAGAGACUCCCGCUCUGUUUGACCGAUAUGUUAGCAGAAAUUAUUGUUCAACCAAACUAAUGGGAAAUGGUAUAGGGGAUAUUUACGAAUGUACGUACAAUAAAACCUCGAAUAUUUUGAGGGCCGGUAUAUACUGCAGACGAGAGGAGGAACUUUUGCCGAAUAAUUGUGAGUCAACGGGAUAUGAUCUCUACGCCAAUCAGACUUUGCCCUUUACCAAACCUAUUCGAAGGGUGACGCCGUAUCCCAUCCUAAGUUUCCAGGUCUUCACCAUUGACUUCCGCGAAACUAGCACUGUCAGUUAUGCCUGCAUAUGCGUGAAUCAACGUGGAUACGAAACAUCCAGGCUUAUUUUAGAGUCCAAUCAAGAAGUGAAUUAUACAUACAAAGUACGCCGCGGACAUGAGUCACACGCGUUGCUUCCUGACAUGACGAUGCCUUGGACUGAAGUAGGAUUAUCAAGUGAAGGACUCACAUCACCCAGAUCUGUUAUCCUAUAUAACGUAUCACUAAAGUCCAUUGUGCUAGGAGUCGGUACAACGUUAUUCAUGGUUUGUGAUCCCUAUCAGCACAACGUGGCACAUAAUGAAAGGAUAGCAACUACAUGGCUGCCAAAGCGACCUGAAGAAUAUUAUUAUACCGUUAACCAUACGCCAAAUGGAUCUGAGCUGGUUCGUUUGACCUACAAAGAGUCAUUUGCUAUUACUCCAGGUGGACUGAAAGUCAGAUACCAAGACAUUUACAGGAGACAUGGGUGUGCUAAAUUGACUAUAGAAUUGCGUAGAAGCGCCAUUCUGGUGUCUAAGGACCCACUGCACAAAAAAUACGUGCCUAUGACAUUUGUCUGUGGCAAAGUGACCGAACCAUCGGAUUUGUCCUUUGUCACUGAUGGUGUAUCAACUUCGGCAGCGUCUCCACCACCUAAAGUUCAGGGAGUAAAAUCCUCGGCACGAUACACGUGGCACAUGGUCCAAGUGAACGUCGAGACCACCGACCCGUACAUGCCGGGAUGCGGCGUUACGUACGCGUCGGAUGAGUUGUUCAAGCCUGAGACACCCCAACUCUACGACGCUGACGGGCAGCCUCAGUUCGGUUGCCGGAUCGAUCUCCAAGAUGCCAAGGAAGCUGCGUUUUACUGCCCAGCCCCUUACGUCCUGGACCCACCCAACUGCUUCAGCCAAGUAUUAGUGGACGGUAGCAUCACUAACUUGGUCGAUGUCAGCAAAUCUUUGAGGGCAUCACGGUCCAACCACUUCGUCAUUCUCAGAUUUGAGAGUUCAAAAUUAAAACUUGCGGAAACGCUGCGCCAGACGCCGCCACUGGAGUGUCGUUGCGUCACCGUCAAGGGUAUCAUCCUCUCCACUAUACAAAUAGAGAAUUACUACGCCAAGUAA
This is a messenger RNA of Babesia ovata, 2679 nucleotides long. RefSeq lists its product as uncharacterized. The transcript has a single exon. The record is from RefSeq and is a predicted model, not a curated record. Lineage: Eukaryota; Apicomplexa; Aconoidasida; Piroplasmida; Babesiidae. Bases 1 to 2679 code for a protein of 892 amino acids.